AUGGAGUAUGUUGUCAACGAGAAUGAGGUGAGUAUUGGUAUGUUCAGAAAGUUCAUGGACAUUUUUUCGCUUUCGCACAGUUCAUUUUUAACUUUUUCCCGUGCUUGUCGCCAGCAUACAAUAUUUUCAUUUUUUCUCUUUUCGCACUGUGCAAACCUCAAAAAGCUGUUUGCACGGUGCAAAUUCUAAAAAAUCCGAAGAUUUUUGUCUCUUUUUUCUUGACUGACUGGAAAUAGACCUUGCUUUCGGGUCGCAAAAUAACGUUAUUUGAUACAGUGGGGGCACCUGAUCCAGUGGCAAAAAACGUGCCAUUUUGCAUCCGGGAAGUAUCAAAAAUGUGGCAAAACACCUCCCUCUCCAAGUGAAAAAAAGUUUUGAAGGGCGCGGUUUUGAAAUCGGAGUUUUUUCGUUUGGAGAGGGAACCAUUUUGCCACAUUUUUGAUGCUUCCCGGAUGCAAAUGGUACGUUUUUUGCGAAUGGAUCAGGUCCACAACCGUACUUCUGUAAACUUACGGAGGGCCUAUCAACGCUUCAUCCCGGGUGCAUUGCUAAGCUUUACAGCAUAGCCCAGAUUUUUUAUUCCUAAAAACUCGGAAGUGUCGCCAUUUCGGAAGGAUAUGAAGCAACUAAUGUCAGGUCCCUGCAUUGAAGUUUGAAGAAUCUCAGAAAAUUAUGGGCAAAAUUUUUUACCCAACCUAAUAAUGAAAUUUCGGAUUUUUUCACGUCAGUGACGCUAGGUGCUAAUCAUUUUCAAGACAGAUUAAAUGAGAAUUUUAAGAUUUUUUUUCCAGAUGAAAGAUUUCGUCAUCCAGGCGAUGACCAAAGUCGGGACGGACAAAGAUCAUGCCGCUCAACUGGCCGAUUGUUUGAUUUGUGCUGACAAAAGAGGGCAUUAUUCGCAUGGACUCAACAGAUUGCAUGUAAGUAGGCUGGAAAUCUCAAAAAAAAAAAAAAAAAAAAAAAAAAAAAAAAAAAAAAGAUUAUUUUUUGAAAAAUCCAUUUUUUCCAAGAAAAAAUCAAACCAAAUCUUUUCAGAUCUACAUUGAGGACACUCUGGGGAAUGUCGCAAAAUCGGGUACCCCAAAAAUUCUGAAACAAAAAGGCGCCACAGCCUGGGUGGACGGCCAAAACCUUGUGGGCCCGAUGGUCGGAAACUUUUGCAUGGAUUUGGCCAUAAAACUGGCCAAAACAUCGGGAAUCGGAUGGGUGGUGAGCAAAGGGACCAAUCACUAUGGAAUCUGUGGGCAUUACGCCUUAAAAGCCGCUGAACAGGGAUUUGUGGUGAGAUUUUAGUGGGUUAAAGGAGCGCAAGUCCUUGUAAGGGGCGUUGAAUUGACAAGGGAAGUGCUCCAAGUGCCACGCUCAGAUUUGCUUGCAAUUUUGCACACAAUUCGAGUAUGGCCCAUAUAUCAAUUACUGAAAAUUUUAGCUCACGAUUUGCCGGGAGAGCCGAGAUAUUCAACGAUCUUUACGGCCGAGAGAGCACGAAAAAUGUGGAGAGCGGACAGAAAGGGAAACACUUUUUGGCCAUAACUUUGCCAGUUUUGUACGGAAAAAAUUCAUUUUUUGUGGAAAGAUUACACUCUGCAGUAGAAAUAGAUAUGAAAAUUUUCAAAGCAAAAUUUGAAAAAAAAAAAUUUUUGCGUUUUUUCCAACUUUUGAUCUUAAAAAUCUCGGUCAUUUCUGCAAAGCGCGAGCUGGAAAUUUCGCAUAUGUUUUCCAAACAAUUGUUCUAAACUUGUCCCAAGUUUCAUCAAAAUCUGAGCGUCGCACCUGGAGUACUUACAUGUUAGUAAAAUGACCAACAUGGCCUGAUUGUGGCAGAAAAACGUACCAUUUUGGAUUCGGGAAGUAUCAAAAAAUAUGGCAAAAUACCUCCCUCUCCAAGUGAAAAAAAACUCCGUUUUGAAGGGCACUAAAAGAGCUGGUGCGCUUUAAAAAUCGGAGUUUUUUCACUUGGAGAGGGAGGUAUUUUGCCACAUUUGUUGAUACUUCCUGGACGCAAAAUGGUAUGUUUUUUGCCACUGGAUCAGGUCCGCCACUGUACAUACUGAGUAUUAUGUAUUUUCCAGGGGAUGAGUUUCACGAACACCUCUCCCUGCGUUUACCCAAACCGAGCCAAAGAACAGGCGCUGGGAUCGAAUCCGAUUUGUUGUGUCGCACCCGCCAAGAAUGGGGAUAACUUUGCGUUGGAUAUGGCUUCGACGACUGUUGCGUUUGGAAAAGUGAGUUCAUAAGUCUUCAGUCAUCUUCAAGCAAUUUUUGAGUACAUUUUUUCUGGGAAAAAAGGAUUUUUUCCAAUUUUUUGAGAUAAAAAAAUGGAUUUUUUGACCAAAAAGUUAUACCUAUUUCUACCGUAGAGUAUAAUGUUUCCACAAAAAAUCAGUUUUUUCCGGACGAAACAAGCAAAGCUACAGUAUGCGUCAUAAUUAUAACCGCACUUUAAAAAUGAGUGUAACUUUUGUGAUUGUGAAUAGAAAUGUGUCAUAUUUGGCACCAAUGUGCAUCAGUGUACUAGAAAGAAUGUCCCAAAAAGUUAUUUUGAAGAGUUUCCGUAUUUUAGAGAAAAGCUGCAAAAACCAAAAUUAUGAUACUUUUCGGUGUCGCAAAAUUAUAACCGCACUUGCGAAUUUGGGGUAUUACCCUAAUAAAAACACAGGAUAUCAAUAACUGAUGUUUAGUUACGCUCCCUGAGGCCUCAAUAACGCCCAUCACACGACCCGAAACCCUCUGGGCAAAUUUUUUUGGCGCAUACUGACCCAUCUUGUCCCUGAAUCGGAAAACGGCAGAUUUUCGCUCAGCUAGACCGUUGGGCUCAAGUUGCGAGGAACUUCCUGGUCGUCUCGGAAGCCAUUAACAAAUCCAAAUGUUAUGGCAGACAAAAGUUUACCACUGCUUCUGGUUGAAGAGAAAUAAUCCGCCGGACUUCUAACUCCGCCAUCUCUGGGGUUCACUUAAAUCAAGAACUGAGCUUCAUUAGUAGCGGAAGCACCGUGCUGAGGGUCGGAAAACACAGGGACGUCAUCAUAAGGUAUUAUGUGAAGCUGUGACCCUAGCUGACCCCGGUUUACGGCAAUCCACAGCCGAAAUUUGCCAAGGAGACAUUCACAACAGAGGUUGAUUAGUGGAAGGUCGCUGAAACCGACGUUAGACCGUUGCAAUACCAUAUUCCUUGUGGAUUGCGUAGUCACACGGUGCCCUGACGGUUUUACAUACCAAUGGCAUGACAUUAAAAACGAAUCGCGUCGCUUCUCGCGCCGUAAUUAUAGAGGCCGCCCGUUGAUGUCUUGGGGCGCCUUCAAAAAAGCCGGAGGCCUUCCGUCCGCGGCCACAGCAACUCAAAUGAAUAGCAUGGAGUACUACGAAGUCUUAGGCGAACAUCUGGUACCGUACUGGCAAUCUGGCUAUACUUUUGUUGGAGAAUGCCCACGUCCAUCAUAGCAGGUCGACAUACCAGUUCCUUUGACAGCAAGGCAUUUGCCACCAUAGACUCGCUCGCAUAUUCCCUGGGUUUAAAUCCGAUGGGAAACUUGUGGGGCCUCCUCGCCCGUUGAUUACAAGCGGUAUUCUACCGUAACUAAGCGAAAAUCUGCCGUUUUCCGAUUCAGGGACAAGAUGGGUCAGUAUGCGCCAAAAAAAUUUGCCCAGAGGGUUUCGGGUCGUGUGAUGGGCGUUAUUGAGGCCUCAGGGAGCGUAACUAAACAUCAGUUAUUGAUAUCCUGUGUUUUUAUUAGGGUAAUACCCCAAAUUCGCAAGUGCGGUUAUAAUUUUGCGACACCGAAAAGUAUCAUAAUUUUGGUUUUUGCAGCUUUUCUCUAAAAUACGGAAACUCUUCAAAAUAACUUUUUGGGACAUUCUUUCUAGUACACUGAUGCACAUUGGUGCCAAAUAUGACACAUUUCUAUUCACAAUCACAAAAGUUACACUCAUUUUUAAAGUGCGGUUAUAAUUAUGACGCAUACUGUAUGGCCAAAAAGUGGUUUUAUCUCUGACCGCUCUCCACAUUUUGCGUACUCUCUCGUCCGCAAAGAUCGUUCAAUAUCUCGGCGGCGCCUGCAAUGGGCAAGCCAAAACUUUCAGAAAUUGAUAUGUGGCCUCUGCUUAACGUAUGUGCAAAAUUUAGAAAAAAUCUGAGCGUCGCACUUGUAUGACUUUUCCUUGCAAAAGAAUCAAAAAUUAUUAACAAGGAAAGUUACGUAAGUGCAACGCUCAGAUUUUUUCUAAAUUUUGCACACACGUAGGGCAUAGACUAAAUAUCAAUUCCUGAAAGUUUUAGCUUGCGGUUUGCCGACGCCGCCGACAUAUUGAACGAUCUUUGCGGUCGAGAGAGUAUGUAAAAUGUGGAGAGCGGUCAGAGAGAAAACUACUUUUUGGCCAUAACUUUGCUAGUUUCGUGGGGAAAAAAUUGAUUUUUUGCGGAAACAUUAAUCUCUAAAGUAGAAAUAGACAGCAAACUUUUCAUGCCAAAAUUCGCGAAAAAGUCCCAUAUUUUUGCCAACCUUUGACCUAAAAAUUAUUGGGUUGUCCAGAAGGUUCGUUCGUUUUUUUAAUUCUACAGUGAGGGACCUGAUCCAAUGGCAAAAAACGUCCCAUUUUGCAUCGCGGAAGGAACCAAAACGUCUCCAAACCCUUCACUUCUCUAACAAGGGAUCGGCAAAUAGUUGCACCCUGCUUUCUUAACGAAACCUAUAUCAUUUAAAAGAGCAUUAAAAAUAGUGCACAGCGCAAAAAAAAUUAGCUGCCCAAUAUAUGUUUGGGCAAAGUUAUGGCUAAAAUACGUAUUUUAGCCUAAUUUCCGCGGCAAUUUAUAAGCUCUCGGAACGACGGUAGAGCUGUGUCUAGUUGGCCGAGUGGUAGUGACCCCACUAACAGGUCCUGGUUUCGAAUCCGGGCUCUGCAACGUUUUUUGCAUUUCGUCUCUUAUAUGCCACAAAACCAUGGUAUGUUGAUAUUUUUAAAUAAUUUUUGUUCCUUCGCAGUCAAAAUACAUUUUUACUGGAUUUUUUCGAGUUUUCGGUUUUUUUUGCAAUCACCACAAAUUUGAUGGUGAUGAGAGUGGGGAUGCCUAUCGUAUAAUUACAAGGGUGUCAUGCCUUUAGCCUGAUUGAUUAUGAUUACUGGACGAUAAUUCAAUUUACAAGGGCCUAUAAAUAUAACUUUUUCCAAAAAAAUACGAAGAGAAAAUUACAAAAGCGGCUAAAACACUAUUGCUGACACAGUGGCCCAACCGUCGGUAAGGCUAGGACAUAAGAAAUUUUUGAUUUUGAGAUUUUUGUUUGUAAAUGGCCACGACGAUCAUACAAAUGUAUUUCCAACGUUUUUUGCUCCAGUUUUCCCAUUAACCUAGUUUUAUUUACAAUUUUUUGUAAAUGGCAGUAAUGCGACAUUAUAAUGUCUUAUAACUCAUAGCCAACGAUUGAUAAAGCCAUGAAACGACCGUGAUAGACGUUUCGGGAUACUAGUAAGACAAUGGAGACAAUUGCAAUCCGUCAGGAUUACUGUAAUAUAAGAAACCGGCGUUUUGGCCGCAUAUAACCCCUAUCAUAAAACGGCCAUAACUUUGCCCAAACAUAUAUUGGGCAGCUAAUUUUUCUUGUGUUGUACACUAUUUUUAAGGCUCUUUCAAACGGUAUAUGUUUCGUUAAGAAAGCAGGGUGCAACUAUUUGCCGAUCCCUUGUAAGCUAAAAAACUCCGCUUUGAAAAGCGCGCCCUUUCCUUCAAGGAGGGCUCUUCAAAGCGGGGUUUUUAGCUUAGAGAAGGGAAGGGUUUGGAGACAUUUUGGUACCUUCCGGGAUGCAAAAUAGCACGUUUUUUGCCACUCGAUCCGGUCCCUCACUGUAUUGUUUUACGAGACUUUUUAUGUUGUUUGACAAAGUGUACUGCACUUGGAGUACUCCCCUUGUAAAAUCAAAAAAUUUUUCAGGUGGAGCUCGCCAAAACCAAGGGAUUCGACAAAAUCCCGGAAGGUUGGGGCGCUGACGUCCACGGAAAUCCCACGCGAAUUCCGGACGACGUCCUCAACGGCGGAGGAUUGGUUUCGUUGGGUGGGAGCGAAGAGAGGGGCUCGUACAAGGGGACUGGACUCGGAAUGAUGGUCGAAAUGUUCUGUGGAAUUAUGGCGGGAAGUUCGUUUGGGAAGAAUGUGAGGCAGUGGAGAGAGUCGAAUGCUCCGGCGGAUCUGGUAGGUCAAGGGGGGACUUUGGAAGAGGUUUUGAGGUCUGGGGGAAAAUUUUGAUUUUUUGAGAAAAAUUUGAAUUUUUUGGGGAAUUUUCGUUUUUUGGGCAAAAUGAAAAUUGUUUGGGGGAAAUUUGAUUUUUUCGGGGAAAUUUUGAUUUUUUUUUUUUGGAAAUAUGAUUUUUAGGGGACUUGAUUUUUUGGAAAAAAAAGAUUGAUUUUUUGUGGGAAAUUCGAUUUUUUCAAAAAAAAAUCGAUUUCUUUUGGGGUUUUUUAAUUUUUUGGGCAAAAUUAGACUUUUCUGGGGAAAUUUUGAUUUUUUUUUGGAAAAAUUAGACUUUUUUUGAAAUCUGAUUUUUUUGGGGACUUGAUUUUUUUAGGGGGAAAAUUUUAUUUUUUUGAAAACUUGAAUUUUCUUCUGGUGAAAUUUUGAUUUCUUCGAAACCUGAUUUUUGGAAAAAUUUGAUUUUUUGGGGGGACGUCUGGAUUUUCUUGGGGGAAAUUUUGAUUUUUUUAGCGAAACGUUGAUUUUUUCGAGAAAUUUAAUUAUUUCAAGAAACUUGAUUUUCUGGGGGAAUUUUUAUUUUUUUGGGAAAACUAGAAAUUUUUGAAAAAUUUUACUUUUUUUUCGGAAAAUAAAAACCCCGAAAUUUCCCACCUUCAGGCCCAAUGUUUCGUUGCGAUUGACCCGGAAUGUUUCGCCGACGGAUUCGCCGACCGUCUUCAGCAAUUCCUCGAUGAAACGCGAGGUCUGAAGCCGGCGGAUCCGGCCAAGCCCGUGUUGGUUCCGGGAGAUCCGGAGCGUCAACAUGAAGAGCGCUCCGCCAACGCCGGAGGGCUCAUUUACUCGGAGAAACAGUUGGAUUCGUUGGUAAGUUCUAUUAAUUCACUAUGAAAAUUAUUUUUUUGUCAUAUUUUUGGCAAUUUCGCACAAAAAAAAAAAUAAAAAAAUCGCAAAAAAAAUUUUUUUUUUCAAAAAUUUUUCGACUUAAAAAUCUCGAUGAUUUCUGCAAAUCUCUGGCUAAAAAUCACAUAUAAAUUUUAUAGAUACCUAGUCUAAAUUUGUGCCAAAUUUCGUCAAAAUCUACAAGUUACAUUAAUUCAAAAAAAUCUUUUUUUUAGAAGGAGGUCAGUGUCAAGUACAACAUCCCAUUGUUCAACUAUCAUGCUAAAUGA
Messenger RNA from Bursaphelenchus xylophilus (pine wood nematode), 7351 nucleotides. Lineage: Eukaryota; Metazoa; Nematoda; Chromadorea; Rhabditida; Aphelenchoididae. The record is from the annotation of a GenBank genome assembly.